UUAAAAAUCCCAACAGGACACCAGGGGCUUGUUCCUGAGUAAAUGCGUGGACUUCUCAUUCAGAGAUAGCUGAAGUCACUGAGUUGCUUUAUCGGUCAUGAGCUGGUCACAAGCAACAGGGUUCCAGCGAAGAGGAAGGACAAUGACCCCGAACACACCUCCAGGCUGUGUAAGGGCUAUUUGACCAAGAAGGAGAGUGAUGGAGUGCUGCAUUGGAUAACCUGGCCUGUACAAUCACCUGACUAAAACCCAACUGAGAUGGUUUGGGAUGAGUUGGACCGCAGAGUGAAGGCAAAACAGUCAACAAGUGCUCAGCACCUCUGGGAACUCCUUCAAGACCAUUCCAGCAGCUGAAUGCACUCAUUACGUUCUUUCUACAAUGGAAGUGAACAACACUGUUGCAGAAAUUCCAUGAAAAAGACCGACUCGCUGGGACUCCUGCCGCGCAAACAUGAAGAUGCUCUGGUUGAGUCUUCUGACUCUUCUGAUGCCCGAGCAGACUCUGGUGACUGGCUUGCCAACUGGCUUGCUUCUCCGAGCCAAAGACCUGCCAACGCAACCUGAUACCGGACCAUCUGAAGCAGACCAGGAUUUUGCAAAGGAAUAUCUACAGCACUUCUAUGGCUACCAGCCCAGGUCAGAGAGACAGAAGAGGACUGCAGACACAGAUGAAGUUGCUGAUUGGGACACUGGACUCUGUGAUAAGCUUCAGCGCAUGCAGCACUUCUUUGGUUUACCUCAAAGUGGAAAGCUGACCAAAGAGACUCUGGCAGUUAUGAAGAGGCCGCGCUGUGGUCUGUCAGAUGUGGAACCAUUUGGAGACACAAUUCGCUGGACGAAGAAGACUCUCAGCUACAGGAUCACUGGCUCCAAUCUCCCCAUCUCAGACUCGAAGGUUCACAAAAUCUUCAGGAACGCAUGGAAACUCUGGUCCAGUGUUGCUCCGAUUAAAUUUCGCAAGCGCAGCAGGAAAGAGGCUGACAUUACCAUCGCUUUCCACCAUGGCAACCAUAAGGAUGGUGCGCCUUUUGAUGGCAAAGGAGGAAUCCUGGCUCAUGCCUUUCUGCCUGGGUCUGGCAUUGGUGGAGACGUGCACUUUGAUGCUGAUGAAGACUGGAGCUUUAAUUCUACUGGUUUCAGCCUGUUUGCUGUGGCAGCCCAUGAAUUUGGCCAUGCACUUGGCCUGCCCCACUCAUCUGACCCCGGAGCCAUCAUGUACCCAUCAUACAGCUUUGUCCCCAGUUAUGAGCUGCAGCUGUCCUUCCGUGAUGUCAAAGACAUCCAACACCUGUAUGGUGUCAGCUCCAAUUUUGCUUCACUACUCUCGAAAAAGCCUCCUCCAAGAACACCGGACAAAUGUGAUCCAGACUUGUCCUUUGAUGCUGUAACAGAAUUACAACAGGAAGUCCUGUUUUUCAAAGAUAGAUUCAUGUGGCGCAAACAUCCUCAGUUUGACGAAACAGGAAUCACUCUGAUUAGCAGUCUGUGGCCAGACACUGUACCUGCCUUUUUGGAUGCUGUCUAUGAAAAUGUGGAAAGGAAUGUAGUUGUGUUUUUCAAAGGUCAUCAGUACUGGAUGCUGAGGCAGCUAGAACUCCAGGAAGGUUUUCCUAGAAAUAUCUCAGACUUGGGCUUCCCCUCCAGAAUAAAAUCUGUAGAUGCUGCUCUUCAUUUCAGAAGUACCCGCUACACUGUGUUCUUCACUGGCCAUGAAUGUUGGAAGUAUAAUGAGCCGGAGAAAAAGAUGGAGGGGUCACCGACACUCAUUGAGGAGCUGUGGCCGGGGAUUCCAUCUCCCAUAGAUGCAGCUGUCUUCUAUGAGGGGUUUGUGCACUUCUUCAAGGGAAAUAUCCACUUCAAAUAUGACACCAACUCCAAACGUGUCGUCUCCACCAGCCCCGCUAAUGACCUGCUGGAAUGCAAGAAGCACCUCAAUGAAAUACCGACAGAUAGGAGAUAAAUGAAGGAAGGCACCCUGUGUACUGUAGCUUGAUGGUGAUGGUGUUGUGUAUCUGCUGUGUGUGCAUACAGUACCUACAGUGUUACAAAACUUUGUUUUCAGAAAUUAUCACAAUGUACCUAAUACCAAAAUGGGAACUGAUGAAUAAUGUAGGGAAGUGUUACCUCAGAGUGUAAUACAGUGUUGUAAUAAUGGCAUUUGUACCUUGUAUCAAAGUACAGCUUUUUUUGAUGUUGAUGUAACAAAUGUGUUUUUAAAUAUAAGUUUUGGUUUUUUUUUGGUAACUCAAAUUUUGCUGCUAGAUAUUAUUUUUAAAGUUGCUCUAUAAAUUGCAAAAUGUAUUUUAUGGUUCUGUUUUUGCAUCACUGUGACCCUGUGAUUUAUUGUUCACCAAUUAUGAGGACAAAAUUGUUAAGGUUUAUAUUUUUCAUCAUUAAAAAAUUCAACUGUUGCUUUUUCAAUUACAACAUAUUCAUUCUGUCUGCAUUUCCAGGUGUUGCUUAAUUUACCUGAGACAAUACAUUGCACAACAAAAUCAUUUCUGUUCC
Toxotes jaculatrix (banded archerfish) is the source of this 2508-nucleotide messenger RNA. Its product is annotated as collagenase 3. The transcript is spliced from 13 exons. The record is from RefSeq and is a predicted model, not a curated record. Gene Ontology annotation, cellular component: extracellular matrix. Gene Ontology annotation, molecular function: metalloendopeptidase activity; zinc ion binding. NCBI's taxonomy places the organism in Eukaryota, Metazoa, Chordata, Actinopteri, Toxotidae. Gene Ontology annotation, biological process: collagen catabolic process; proteolysis; extracellular matrix organization. Bases 452 to 1960 code for a protein of 502 amino acids.